Messenger RNA from Ornithodoros turicata, 2294 nucleotides. Its product is annotated as endothelin-converting enzyme homolog. NCBI's taxonomy places the organism in Eukaryota, Metazoa, Arthropoda, Arachnida, Ixodida, Argasidae. Gene Ontology annotation, cellular component: plasma membrane. Gene Ontology annotation, molecular function: metalloendopeptidase activity. Gene Ontology annotation, biological process: protein processing. The coding region runs from base 89 to 2212 and encodes 707 amino acids. The transcript is spliced from 2 exons. The record is from RefSeq and is a predicted model, not a curated record.
GGCAGAUAUGUUCGAGCAAUUCGGCUGUGUUACUUGUCAGCCUGCAUAACGUUGUUACCUUCUGCUGUGCAUUCCGGUUAUACUAGCGAUGAGCAAUCCUGCUCAAGAAGGCGGAAAUACCUUGUAUAUGUCUGCGCUGCUAGUGGCCGUUAUUGUCGUAACAGCCGUAGUGAUUGUCCUUCUUCGCGCAAGUACUAAACCCGUUAGACCGCUGCCGCUGCAACUCAACGACCAGGCCGACAUGCUGAAGAAGGAAGUUUGCUCAUCACAAGCUUGCACCGAUGCAUCGAAACGCUUGCUGACGUCAAUGAGCCGCGCAACUUUGCCAUGUCAAAACUUCUACAGGUUCGUGUGCGAGGGCUGGCAGGAGGCCCAUCCUCACCGUCACGACGCCUUCUUGCGUAGUGUCCUAACGGAAGCAGAAUUGGAAGUAAAGAGGAGGUUGAUGUUUGCUUUGGAGACUGCAUCCAUCCCUCGACGAAAUCAGUCACAAAUCGAGAAACUUAUUGCACUUUACCGAUCUUGCUCCUGCAGUCUCAAUCCCGAAGGCGAUAGCGUAAUAUCGAUAACGAGGUUUUUCAAAGACCACUACCAGACUUGGCCACAUCGGCACGUUCCAGACGUCGCGGAGUUCUUGGACUACAUCAUGGAGCUAGACAUUCAAUGGCGUCUCAAUAUCUUCUAUCGAUAUAGGGUGGAACACGAACCAACGGGCCGCCUAACGGUGUCGCUAUUCCCGUAUGCUCCCACAGAUCCAGGACCUGCUUACCGUUCCUUUUACCGCGCUUACCAGUCGCUCGUCUCUAAGGUGGCCACAAUGUUUGGCGGCGACGGGAAUUACGCCGAGGUUGUGGACGCUGUUGUAUCAAUUGAGGCAAAGCUGGCCAGUAUGGCUGUCGAAUCUGGCUACGCUACAGUAUCGUGGUCGGAGAUUUCUGCAAUAUUUCCGGAAACAACUUCACAGACGUGGUUGAAAUCCUUCAAAAAGUACCAUCCGCAAGGAAGGUUCAUUCGAGGUACGGAUAUCGUCUACAUCCACAGCCCACAUUAUAUCAAGACUUUCCUGAGUCUCUUACUGAACCACCUACAAGAUGGCGGCGCGUCUUGGUACGUGAACUUUCGAUUCAUUCUCACUGUGGGUUGCAAAACAUCAUACGAAAUAAGACGCCAUCAAGAAACCUCGACUCUCUGGCCAACAGGAGAUUGCCAAGCCACGGAUGUUCACAACUACUGCAGGAAUGUCGUACAGUUCUUGAUGAAACCACAGUGGAAAGGCCUCAUCACUAAAGUUCUGUUAUCAUCAGAAGCCGUGUUCGACGUCAUGGACAUAACGAAGCGCAUUCGAAACACAUUUGAAGAGAAAGUGCGGCAAGCCUCUUGGAUGGACUCGACGACGCGUAUAAGGGCGUUCUCCAAGCUUGAGUCUUUGAGGGAAAAUCUUCCCAAGUUUUUUGUGUUCGACGGCAAGACACCGGAGUACGAACGAUACUCAAGGUUCCCGGACUUUACUCCCUCUUUCCUCGACAAUUGGCUAGCGUUGAGGCACGCCGUGGGGGAACUGAUAGACAGCGUUACACCCGUCAGCCCUCUUGAUUUCAAUAUUGCCUACGAUAAACUCAACAACGUUCUCAACGUCAGUGUGGACAUGCUGUCGCAGCCCGUAUACUCCUACGGCGUGCCUGCCGCAUUGAAUUAUGCUGGACUGGGUGCCAUCGUGGCUCGAGAAUACACACAUGCUUUCGAUUUUGAAGGAGGCCAGAUGGAUGGAGUUGGAAAAUAUAACCAGUGGUGGUCUAACAACACGAUUGAGAACUACGAACUUCGCUUGGAGUGCUUCGCUGCGAUGCUGCGAAAAUUCAUCCGAGAUGCCAAGGAUAUGGAGCGGGUUCUUCCCAACGUGGCUGCUGAGAGCUCCGCUGUACGCCUAGCAUACUUUACGCUGAAAACAAUUAUGCAGGAGUCUCGUAAAAGUCAGACCCUUCAUGCUAUGGGGUCUCUGUCGAGUUACCAGCUGUUUUUCACUAACUAUUGCUACCUUCAGUGUCAAAACGUUGGCCGCUUUUCAAAUGUGGUCAACCUGAAAUUCGGCAAGAGGUCCAUCGGUGAGAUCACCUGCAACGUUGCCAUGAUGAACAUGGAAGAAUUUUCUGAGGCAUAUGAGUGUUCCAGUCGCAGUAAGAUGAACUGGCCGUUGCGAUGUAGAGUUUGGUGACUGAGAAUUUAGAAAAAGUGAGACUGCAACGUUCUAAAACACUUCGCUCACAACUGCAUAUCUGUUCGCAUCCUAAUAAAUA